UAUCUAUCAGACUAGGUUAGGAAGCAGCACCUGUAUCCUCUUUGACGGCGCCGGCAGCGAUGGACACGUACGCGAUCUUUAAGGAUUACCGUCUCCUCUUUGACGUUUUCGGCAGGGCGUUCGCCGAGCACUAUUACCGGACGUUCGAGAGCAACCCGCAGGCGCUCGUAGGGCUCUACCUGGAUUACUCCAUGCUCACCUUUGAGGGCGAGAAGAUCCAGGGUGCGGCUGCGAUUGUCUCUAAACUCACUUCUCACCCCUUCCAGCAGUGCGCCCAUGCCAUCUCCACCGUCGAUUGCCAACCCUCAGGAUUUUCUGGUGGUGUUCUUGUCGUCGUUAACGGAUUCCUCCUGCUUGGUGGCGAGCAACAUCCUCGCAUGUUCAGCCAGGACUAUUCACUCCUCUCUAGUCGGCCGCUAGGAGACCAACAAGUGAUAUCAGAGCCUAACUGCUUCAAAAGGAUUAACCACCGACCGAAGCACAAGAGAUCACCGGACCGAGCAUCCACCCACCUAAGUUCAAGGGGGAAUUCGCGAACUGAAAGAAGAAGAUUGAGGUAUUUUUUAAGAUAGAUUUUGAUUUGUUAUUAAUCAUUGAGUUUGGUUUUGUAGCACCAGAGAGCAAAGAAAAAUACCAAUGGACAAGAAAGGAGCAAGCCGACUUUAUGGCAAAUGAUAAAAUAGAGUUUUAUCUGCUUAGUGUUUUACCACCUCAAGAAGUAAACCGGAUCGGAGCCUACAAGUCAGCCAAGGAGCUUUGGGAGAAAUUCCUGGAACUACACGAAGGGGCCUUGGAGGCAAAAUUCGCGUGACGGGAUCUUCUCCGGAACCAGAUAAGUAACCUCUGCUUAGAAGAAGGCGAAAUCGUCGCACACCUUUACUUAAGGAUCAAAGAACUCAUCAUCGGAUUCACGAAUUUUGGAGAAAAGUUAACUAACCAAUAUUCGCUAAGGUACGCGCUUAACGCCUUAACUAGGACUCCUGAAUGGGUCUCCUUAGUAGAUGUGUAUUACAUCUCUAAGGAUCUAGAGAUAAGUACUUUAGAAGAGUUAUUUUUAACCUUUGAAGUUCAUGAAAUAAGAUGUGCAGAUCUGAAGGAGCCCAAGCACAACAUUGCCUUAAAGGCAAAAAUGGAUGAACCUGAAUCCGAAACCUUUCUCGAUCAUGAUGAAACGAUGUUCAUGGUUAGGAAAUUUAAAAAGUUAUUUAAAACUAAUAAAUUUAAUCAAGUGCAUAGUAAAAGAAGAAAAAAAAGGGUAAGAUGCUACCACUGCGAUGAAGAAGAGCAUGCGAAAGAUAACUGUCCAAAAUUGAAGAGCAAGGACAAGGAUAAAGUCAAGAGUGUGAGAAAAUAAUCCCUCUAUGCUAACAAAGAGUAAGGACAAAAGACCAGUCCAGACAAAGCAUCGAAAUCUAAAGGCGACGUGGGACGAAACACCAUCUGAGUGAGAGAUCGAAGCCCUUGCCGGACUUACGCUAAUGACAAGUCACCAAGAAGAAGAAGAUGAAGCAAGCUUAUCCUCAAUGAGCAUCAAGAGCAUCGAAGAAGGGGGAACAUCGUCAGAAGAAAGCAACACUACAGGGGGAGCAUCAAAA
Messenger RNA from Zingiber officinale, 1595 nucleotides. RefSeq names its product nuclear transport factor 2B-like. The coding region runs from base 60 to 572 and encodes 170 amino acids. NCBI's taxonomy places the organism in Eukaryota, Viridiplantae, Streptophyta, Magnoliopsida, Zingiberales, Zingiberaceae. The transcript is spliced from 2 exons. Gene Ontology annotation, cellular component: nuclear pore central transport channel. Gene Ontology annotation, biological process: nucleocytoplasmic transport. The record is from RefSeq and is a predicted model, not a curated record.